GUGUCAACAACAUAACGUCGGUAGUCUCGUGUUAGAAAGUUCGAGCCGGCCGGUCACAUGUACGGACGUCAAGGCAUGUCAACACUCUUCUUCCGAGUGACACUUUACAAAGUGCCUCGUGGUGUUAAAUGUGUGUAAUGCGGGAAUUUGUGUUUUUAGAGAUACGAUUAAUCUCUAAACAUGCCGUUCGUCCAGCGAGUAGUGCAACCCAAAUUCCUGAGUCGGAUUAAUCUUCACGACGAUGGCGGAAAACCUAAGAUCAAGGACGGGGAGUUGGAGGCAGUGACGAAUUUCACGUUGAGCAGUGCUCUACGACAACUGGCAUCCGUUGUGUUGAUCGCGAACGACAUCUUCGAGGGUUUGAACAAACAGUUGGAGGAUGUCUGUUGUCGCACGGCUAAGUUGCGGACGAGGAUCGCGGCCGUGGAUCAGGCGGUCUGCAGCUACGAUCCAAAGAUGGUUACAGUUCCUGAGAGUGACUUGUCGGAGUUCUCUGCGAGGACGGACCACUGGGGCGCAGUCCAGCCUCUAGCCAGGAGCCUGUUCACGGCCGACACACGGCCGUCGCCGGUCCGACGCCUGUACGACGCCGCAGCGCCGACCCCCGUCACCGUGAUGCGAGCUCUGGACCGUUACCGUCGCGACGGCGCGCGCUGCUCCAAGUACUUCAGCGUCACUCCCGUCCUGGGCCAACACCGCAAGAAACGACCUGCCGACUGCCUGGACAUCGACAUCGAGACCCGACUGCCGGCGCAAGUGUCACUGCUACGACGGUGGACAUCGCUGGAGGCGAUGGGUGACGUCACUACAGACCUGGACUGUACCCACCGUGUCACCAUGUCCACCACGGACGACGUCGACCAUCGACUUCCUUCCCCUGAGGAGCAGGUCCACGCCAUCGCGCUCAAGUUCCCGUCGGAGGUGGUGACGGUGGAUGUAAGCGGUCGCAGUUUCAGUCGAAUGUCUCAUCUGCGCCGCUCACUGGUGCAUGUACCUGGCGAAGACACCAGGAGGAGGUCUCGGCGCAGACCACGAGGCAAACGGCGCAACACCAUCGCAGGCGUUGACACCAAGGAACUCGCUCAGGCUUGCGGAGACUCAUCAGAGGGUAACUUUGGAGCAACUCCCGAGCCAGAGCCGAGCCUGGGAGAGAAGAAGUCUCGUGUGGAGUCUCUGAAGGAGUGGGGCAUGAGGCUACUGCGGACUAGCGAGCCUGUGGUGAGGCUACGACGAGAGGCGACACGGCGCAAGUGGGACAAGGAGGAACCAACACCUCACUCCAGCAGUGGCAACUGGAGUGCUUCCUCAGACAAUGGCUCUACUGCCACGUCUCACCAUCCCAGGUCAAGCAUAAGCAGUGGCAGUACCUGUCAGAAGCAUGGCCGCCGAGGAACAAUAAUGGUUUCAACUUCUUCUUCCGUUACAAGUGAAAGUACCCUGACACCAGACGAUGGGGAGACUUGUUCCAUGUAUUCUUGUGACACUGAAGGUUACUACACCAGCUUCCACUUGGACUCAGGGCUCAAAACUCUUAGAGAAGAAGAGCCUCUACCAGCAUUGCAUUCAAUGUCAGCUUUGUCCGGUAGCAGGGGCAAUGGAUCUACACUUACGGCUGAUUCAGAGUAUGAACUCUUUGGUAAAGGAUCUACAUCUACGACAGCGAGCUCUGCUGGUACAGUGUGUACCACUCUGCUGCACCCUCAGGCAGCUCCGAGUGUUCCUGAGAGAGUCAACAGCCAGCUGUCUGCGUCCUUGCCUGAGAGAGGAGUCAAGGCACUGCACAGUUUGAGCUCUAAAGAUCCAAACGUCAAAGAAACGUCGAGCUUAAAAAUAGAAAAGAAAAAUUACAUUAAGGUUGAUUUCAAGAAACUUCAAGAACAUAAAUCAAACCUUACAAAAGAGAAUGUGGCAAAGUUGAAACAGGUAGAUGAGAAGAAAGGUAUGAUAACAGUUGAAGUGCACCACAACGGUGAUAGUGAACUAGGACCUGAGAAAUGUGGAGACUCUCCAGACUCUGGUCAUAAUACCUGUAGUUCUCCAGUGGACUCCAUCACUAGCCCAUCAAUUGACUUGGAGAUGUCAGAAUGCUCAGAUUUAGAAGGUAUUGACAGGGUGGAGAGGAUACGAGUUAAAACCACAAUAAAUUCAAGUAGAAUCCCUUCAAUGUGUGUGAUCACACCACCUGUGAGUGAUGAUGAGGUGAGUUUGAAUGCCCUAAGAGGACCAGUGGACAUGGGUGAUUACGUCACAAUAUCAGAUGUCAAGACUCCAGACACUGUUUCUCCGAUACUGACUAGAGAAACAGAGUAUGUGUCCCUGAAUGAAUUACCUCCAAACGAUUCUCUUGAGCGGAAAAGAAGGCAAGGUGCCAGAGUGACAUUGGAUUCUGAAGGAAAAGUUGUCUAUUCUUCAGACAGUCUCAGGAGAAGAAAAGCCAUUCACACAACUCAAACGUUCGAACCUGGUCCAAACGUCAAUAAGGUCUCAAGUCCUGUAAUGCCAAGAGCAGCCAAUGUCAGACCAGUUAUCACUAGUGAGAGAAGAGCUCAAUCAUCAUCCCCCACGAGGAUCAUAUCUCCCACCUCGACUUUGACCAGGCAAAGAUCACAAUCACCAGGUGUUUCCAAUGGAAAUACAAAACAGCAAGCGGAUUCAGUCAAUUUAUCUAGUCAAACAGAUUUUAAUAGAAAACCAUUAUCUCCUGUUUCUUCAAAUAGGCCAAUAUCUCCACUAGUGUCGGCAUCCAACCAGAGGAAUUCCUUGGUAAAAAGUAGAAGUCAACAAUAUUUUCCAAAAUCUUCAUAUGGAAGCUUGUCCCCAACAAAGCCAAUGUCACCAUUGGUUUCUUCAGCCAAUCAAAAAUCACCAAAUGAGAGAGAUAACUCCAGACCACUGUCUCCCUCAGCGGUUUAUCCGAGCCACAGAUCAAUGUCACCGAAGGCCGUUGUUCGAGCUAAGCAAGUAACCAAAGCGGUCAGCCCCAUUACACAAAGGGGAGCCUAUGUCAAAGUACAAGAGGAGCACGAUGGUGUUGAAGAUGAUCUUAAAAACAUCGUGAAGAGGAGUGAUAGUUAUCGAAUGGCAAACAAUGAUACAAAAUCCCCAAUCAGUACCAACAGAAAGCAGUUAGGUGUAAACGUAAUGGCAGGUCCAAACCUGCUCACAGCAAUACAGACUGCUCGGCCAAGCAAAGGUAAUAUCAUCACUAAGUACGAUAAAACUGAUAUUUGGUAUUGUGUCAUUAAUGGCUCUUUGCCAGAGCAGAAUGUUUCUACACCAGUAAAGCAGAUGUUCACUGUCAGCCCUGCACGUUCACACCUGCUGAGCUCCACCCCCACCAAACCUAACACCAGCUCCAACCUAGAUUUUAGCAUGAACCUAUCACCCAUCAACACUCCUGUGUCAUCCCAGCCGUCUCGCAAUGCGAUGGACCUCUACGCCAUCAUACACGAGUCCAAGAAGAAGAUCAUGAAGCUUCGUGAGCGCAACUGCUCUCCAACACUGACUGAAAAGAUCUCCAAACUACAGUCUUCCGCGGUCCAGACGGCUCCAGCUAAGACACAGGAAGUCAAUAGGCUGAUGAACAGUAAAGCCAACAUACCUAUUAGCGACAACGUUUUCAAGAUGAACUCCAACUCAAGAAGUUCAACUCCAGAUAACUCUGUGAAACAAAGAAUAAGUCCUAUUAUUAGUGAAAGAUAUUUGAGAGACCCUCGAUCAAAUGUUCCUGAAAAUAAUUAUGCUGAAAGACUAAUGAGAGCCUCGCCUAGUUCUAGAAGUUCUACUCCUGAAAUGAGUCUCAUAGAAAGGAAUGCUAGGACUGCUCCUGGCUCAGGUAGUUCAACACCUGAAAAAAAUUUCAGAGUUAUUCCUGAAGGGCCAAACUGGCCCAAAGCCAUUCCUGCUUCUCAAGUUCCUAACCUUAGAAAAUCCCCUUCUUCCUAUGACUAUUUAAAUUUAAGUCCAUCAGGUCAUUACCAGAGGACCAGAUCACCCUCCCCUCUGCUGGAUGUUAACCAGUUUCCCAGCUACCCUGACUACAGGUCUCUGCCUCGGAUGUCUCAUAGGAACUCUCCCACCCCUCAGAGUCCUGUCAGGCAACAUGUCUUUGCCCCGAGAGAUCCUCCCUCACAGGAUGCUAGGAUUUCCUCUCCUCAACAUUCCUCUUUUGCUUCUGAUCGACUUGGAAAAGUACAGCCCACUUCCCGAAACGAUUUUAAGCAACUGCUUCUUCGAGCCAACUGGGGUACAACACCUUCAAGUGGAUCUGCUGUUGAAAGAUUAAAAAACCGAACGUCGCCAGUAAAACCAAAAUCGUGGAAAUCGGAUAUUCUCUCUUCGACAAUACCAGAAGAUUGUCGAGAAGACGAUGAACAAUCCGAUCGAAAAACUCUAGAGAAUAUGUCUGGAGAAAAUAGAUCACCAGGUUAUAGCGGGGGUAUUCCUAAAUCCAGUGCCUUAGUGAAUCAACAAUGCAAAGCUUUUGAUAACCACAGAGCAAGCCCAACAGAUAAAAACAGAAUUAGUCCGACAUUAGAAACAGCAUUAUAGUUGGGCAUGUAAAUUAUGUUAAAAAUAUUCAAUAGAAAUUUAAAAUGUUUGAACCUAUGGCAAAACUUUUUUUAUGUCAAAAGCUUAAGUAAAAUAGAUUAAGAAA
Macrosteles quadrilineatus (aster leafhopper) is the source of this 4657-nucleotide messenger RNA. Its product is annotated as mucin-2-like. The transcript has 8 exons. Bases 181 to 4551 code for a protein of 1456 amino acids. Gene Ontology annotation, biological process: cell differentiation. The record is from RefSeq and is a predicted model, not a curated record. Lineage: Eukaryota; Metazoa; Arthropoda; Insecta; Hemiptera; Cicadellidae.